Molecule: messenger RNA, 720 nt
Organism: Charadrius vociferus (killdeer)
Lineage: Eukaryota; Metazoa; Chordata; Aves; Charadriiformes; Charadriidae
Exons: 3
Coding region: 1-720 (239 amino acids)
Source: RefSeq, a predicted model, not a curated record
AUGGCCAGUCCAGCUGCUCUGCUGGUGUCCAUCAGGCACCAAGCAGGGGCUCUCCACACACUCCGGGCUGUCGCAGCCCCCCAUCCUCCCCACAGCCUCCCACAGCCUUCCUGCACUCAAACCUUCAGCUCCAGCAGCGUUGGCCCAGCUUGGCACAGCCCGGGAGAGGAAAUGGAGGUGUCCAAGCCUGGUGGGGCUCAGGAGUUGGAGGAAGAGAGAAAAGCCCCAGGGAAAAGCCCCAAGGAAGGAGAAGAGAGUGGAGACCUAUCUCGUCUCAGCCCAGAUGAACCCAGGCCAGAGAGGCUGACCCAGCCAGGGCUGGCGAGGUGUGAGACGCUUCGAGAGAUGGCUCUGCAUAGCAAGAUGUCCCGACUAGUAGAAGCGACUUCUCGGCUCAUACAAGUAGAACAGACUCUCCUGCUCCCUCUCCUACAGCAGCAUCCUCUUUCUUUCCACCCAAAAGUUCCUGCUCCGCUGCACGCACGGAACGGACAGUGUUCACUGUACGAGCAGCUCCGUGAUAUUCAGUUCAGCAUGCGGCUUCGUGUUUGCUGCUCACUGCUCCACGUCAGGGAGGCGAAGAAAACCAGCAGGAACUUGCGACGAAGUCCCCUCUGCGUCCGUGCAACCGGGCGCAGCGUGGGGCUGCAUCCCCCGGGGGUGGCGGACGCGGAGUGCGGAGGAAACGCCGAAGAUAGCAGUGUAUAUGAGGCUUUCUAA